ACUCCAUCCGCCAUCUAUCGAAGAAUUCCCAAACUGAAAAACAUCCGGGCACUAUCGGUAAACCCUGUUUAGGGCGAUUCCAGGCAAGGCUGACUAUUUAUUAAUUUCUCUCCCAAUAUUUUGAUUAUCUGAAGCGAAUAGAAUAUUUCUCUUGUUAAUUUUGAAUCCUAAAAAGUAUAUUUUAGCCACUAGCUUCCAGUUAUUAUAUCAAUUGUAAGCAUACUUUCCUUAUUUAUAUUACGCAUUUUACUCUAUAUAUUGUCUUAUAACCCAGAUAACUCAUGGACCAGAAUAAUAUACCAAUGGACGCCUCUCUUUCAACCGUAUCCGGUUUACCAGGAAAUAACGAUAUGUCAUCAUCGAACUACUAUCCACCUAUGCAACAGCAGCAACAGCAAAUGUCUAUGAAUGCACUGCAAUCAUCUCCUGGUGGAAUCAUGCAUUCUCCUCCUUCGAGCGUCUUUAAUAAUGCGGCUGCGGCUGCAGCUUCAUCGAAGCAUAUUUGCGCUAUUUGCGGCGAUAGGGCUUCUGGAAAGCACUAUGGGGUUUACUCUUGCGAAGGUUGUAAAGGAUUUUUCAAGAGAACUGUGCGCAAAGAUUUAACCUACGCUUGUAGAGACGAGCGUAGUUGCGUAAUUGACAAAAGACAGAGAAAUCGUUGUCAGUAUUGCCGAUAUAUGAAAUGUUUGGCAAUGGGAAUGAAACGCGAAGCAGUUCAAGAAGAGAGGCAAAGAGUGAAAGAGAAAGGCGAGGGGGAAGUUGAGAGCACGUCCAGUGCUAAUUCCGAGAUGCCGGUUGAGAAGAUACUAGAUGCUGAAAUGUCGGUCGAACCAAAGAGUGAUACAUAUGUUGACGUUCAAAAAGAGCCAAUGGUAAAUAUUUGCCAAGCUGCGGAUUCACAACUAUUUAAUUUGGUUGAAUGGGCUAAACGUAUUCCACAUUUUGUCGAAUUGCCCAUUGAUGAUCAAGUCACCCUUCUCAGAACCGGCUGGAAUGAGUUAUUGAUCGCAAGCUUCGCUCAUCGUUCCACAGUAAUUGAAGAUGGUAUACUUCUAUCAACAGGAAUGCAUGUCCACCGAUCAACAGCUCAUCAGGCAGGAGUUGGAAUGAUUUUCGAUCGAGUACUUACAGAGUUAGUUUCAAAGAUGCGUGAAAUGAAAAUGGAUCGAACCGAAUUGGGCUGCCUCAGAGCAAUUGUACUGUUUAAUCCAGAUUCCAAGAGUUUACAUGCCGUUACUGAAGUGGAGAAUUUUCGUGAGAAAGUCUACGCCAGUUUGGAAGAAUAUUGUCGAUUACAAUAUCCAGAUGAACCUGGGCGAUUCGCAAAAUUACUAUUGCGUUUACCGGCACUAAGGUCGAUUGGUUUGAAAUGUAUCGAACACUUGUUCUUUUUUAAGUUUAUAGGAGAUACAUCUAUUGAUUCUUUCUUACUCAAUGUUUUAACUUCUCAGACGACCAAUCAUUAA
This is a messenger RNA of Dimorphilus gyrociliatus, 1466 nucleotides long. Lineage: Eukaryota; Metazoa; Annelida; Polychaeta; Dinophilidae. The record is from the annotation of a GenBank genome assembly.